UGAAAGAGACAGUGGACCGACUGCUCAAAGGAUAUGACAUUCGCUUGCGGCCAGACUUUGGAGGGCCCCCGGUGGACGUCGGGAUGCGGAUCGAUGUCGCCAGCAUAGACAUGGUCUCGGAAGUGAAUAUGAUACCCUUACCGUAUUUUCAGUGAUCUCUGCCUUUUGUUCUCACAGCUGUGUUAAUGUAAGUGUAUGCAAAGGCAUUAAAAGAAGUUGUUAAUCUAGAGGUGGGGCCUCAUGGAAAUUCCACUAUCUACCUUGGCCUGUCUACAUGCAACAUCCAUGUCAUGUCUAGAAAACACCUCCUCUCAGUAAACUGAAAUAACAGCAGAAGUCAGAAAAGUAGACAGAGAGGGAAGAUGGGAGCGAAGGAACUCUAGAGAGAAUAGGUCACAGCUGUUGUGAAUAUGGAGAGGGAUGGGGUAACAGGCAUUAACUGAGGCAUGGGAAGCAGAAUAAGACAAUGGAAAAUAGAGGGAGGAAAGAAAAAUAACACUAAGGAUGUUGGUUAAAAGCUAUAAGGAAACAUUCUGUUUUAAAAGCUUAUCUGAAGACAGAUAUAUAUCUUAUGUAUCAUAAACACAUUAGUUUUUCAACAUAAUAUUUUUUAUUAAUUAUUUGGGAAUUCCAUACAAUGCACACUGAUCACACUAAUUAUUCCUUUUAGGUUCAUCAUCUCAUCCUUGUGCCAACCCCUUCCCACCAAAAGGAAAAAUAGACCCAGUCCAGUUUUUGUUGCCCGUGUAUUCAUUGGCACCCCAUCAAAGUCCCAGCUACUAGCCACUUAAAUAAAACUGAGUCCUUCCUCAGCCCCUGUCAGAAGUCAUCAACUAUGAGAAGUUAUGCGUCAUCAUCUUUGUUACGAACUUUAAACACUCUCUUCUAUACUUCCUGUCUGAAUUGUCUCUCUUUUGUUGGGGGGAAGGAAAGAAGUUGUCAUAGAAGCCUUUAAUGUGUCUCGUUUUCAGUUAUGAGUUUGUAGUAUUAGUAGCCUUGAAAUACUAAAAAGAAGGAAAAAUAUUUAGUGAUAUAAAUAAAUAAGCUCAAACCUCAGUUCAUGUGUAAACCAUGAGUCUUUGAGAUUGUGAAAUUUACUCAGUGGUGUCAUCCACUGAGCCGAGUAGAAUUGUGCACUCUGAGUGUGUGCUCCCCCUUGUUUCUGAGUGUGUGCUCCCCCUUGUUUCUGAGUGUGUGCCCCCCUUGUUUCUGAGUGUGUGCUCCCCCUUGUUUCUGAGUGUGUGCUCCCCCUUGUUUCUGAGUGUGUGCCCCCCCUUGUUUCUGAGUGUGUGCUCCCCCUUGUUUCUGAGUGUGUGCUCCCCCUUGUUUCUGAGUGUGUGCUCCCUUUUGUCCGUGCUCCCUUUUCACUUCCUCUUAUGUGGAAGCACACUUGAUGCUGGCGCUGUGGUUUGUCUUGAUACUUGGAACCAUUGGCAGGAUUCUCUGGAACCUACCUCGUCUGUGCACACAACAAGUGCAAUUGAACUUUUUCCUUCUUUGUCCUUUUUGUUUCCAUUUCAACUUCAUUAAUUUGUCUUUUCUGAGUUAAGUUUCCCAGCCCCACUUCAAAUCAAUAUGUGUACCAUUUGCUUUGGGGACUUAUUGAUUCUCUAUGCCUGGUUUAAAGAGCUCAUUCCUGUGUUGGCAUUUUAUCAUGAAACUACCUACAUGAACAUUGCCAUUCUCACAGGGGACUUUUAAGACCUUCUAUUAUUUGUCACUGAGAACUGCUUCCCUCCCAUCCUAGAUAGAGUUUCUAUUAAAUGUUCAUAUUGCUUUUUAUUGUUACUGCUAUUCAUGUAAGAAACCCAAUGCUGAUUUAUAAUAUCAGCUUAGGCUGUAGAUAUUUUUAGGUUUAACAGCACUGUGGAGGAAUUUACAGUAAAGGUGACAUCUACUAUAACUUGGGCUUAAUUAAGUUGCCUAAAGAUAAAUAGCUAUCUCUACUGGUGACUUAUCUAGUUGUUGUGACAAGAACCCAACAGGUCCGGUCUUUGACUCCCAGUUUGAAUGGAACAGUUCAUCACAGUGUGGAUAGCAUGAGGAGGCCUGCGCAACUGAGCAUAGGUACACGGUAGGAACACAAGGAACUGAUCACUGGAGUAGAGAAGCAGACAGCGAGCUUCUCCUUUCUUUUUUUUUUUUUUUUUUGGUUCUUUUUUUUCGGAGCUGGGGAUCGAACCCAGGGCCUUGCGCUUCCUAGGUAAGCGCUCUACCACUGAGCUAAAUCCCCAGCCCCGCGAGCUUCUCCUUUUAUCUAAUCCUUUACUCCUACCAUGUGGAAACUCACUAUUAGGAUACCCACGGUGAGUUUCAUGCUGAUCUUAAAUCUAUUCAGGUUGAAAAUGAAGAUUACCAAUUACACCAUGUAAAACUGAAGUGGUGGCAGUGGGGGUGAGAGGCUGUGAUUAUUACUUAGAAUGGCAGUUCAGCCCCAGAGUUUUGCUAAUCCAUGUGUUCUUAGUCUAUAGUGACCCCAAGAAAAUAUCAUCAAGUUGCCGAUUAUAUAAUUUCAUUGUUAGAAAAGUCAAAACUUCAGAAGCCAUUCACCUAAGCUCCUAUAUUCAGGCAAAAACAUUUUACCUUUUUGGUGAUUGAUUCCCAGUAAUCAUGGGUUUGACUUACAGGGCAAUAUAAGCUAUUCUCGAGCCUUCUCUCCAAGUUAAAAGACCCAUGUUAUGACUGUGGGUAUAGCUAUGGGAAGGAAGCUCUUUCUUGUGUUUGAGAAGGCCACCAAAGAACAAGAAUUUUAAUAAGCCAUAGGCCAGUCCGUUUUGAACAGCAGGAACCAACUUGCAGCAGGAGGAGGAAGCCAUUACACCUGGUAGGAGGUAGGAGUAGGGUCCUGUUUCCCAGGACAAAACAGAAGAGAGAAGAGAUACAGUGAGUAGUAGCGAAUGAAUUUCACCUCUCCAAGGAUAUUUUUUAGGAUGACAGACAUCCUCUAAAUGCCUUAAAGGCAAGAGAUUGUCACUUUGAUCCUUGAUCUUACCUCAGAAGUUCAUGUUGACCUGCUCCCAGAAACCUCCAGUAACAAUUAAAACUGUAAUUGUCUUCCUAGACCCAAACAACAAAGUUUAUGAUACAAAUUGAAUAAGAGAUUUUGAGAGGGUUGACUGUGAUUGUCUUCCUAGACACAAACAACAAAGUUUAUGAUACAAAUUGAAUAAGAGAUUUUGAGAGGGUUGAUUACUUAUUGUCUUUGCUCCUUUAAAAGCUUAAGAAAUACGCAGCAUUUCAGAGCAGGAAUUUUUUUUUCUCGCUAACUUUUUUAUUCCAUCCUACCUCUAGGAUGGUCUCUCUGGGGAUGUUAGGUGGGGGUGGGCAGCGUCAAGCAAGAAAGCAAAAAAGAAGCAGUCCCCAGAUGCCUAAGAAACUUGGUCAACUGUGCAUGUGGCUGCAACCCUCACCCCCCGCGCCUUGCCCUUACACUUUACCAUCGGCAGACUCUGCCUUCAUGAACAGUAGAUUCACUCUAAAAGUCAGUGGCACACUUUUCUGAAAACAAAUGUCUUCAAUAUCUUCUUUAUUGAUUGCAAAAAAAGGCAUUCAGUUGUAAAUUUGCCUCUGUAAUUUUGUUUGAGGAUAUUUACUCUAGAAACUACACUCAAAGGUUAUUUUAGAAAGGAAUAUAGUAAGACAAAUAUUAUACUUAUUAACUUAAGACUUUUAAAGCUACAUGUUCAUGGUUUUAAAGAUAUCAGGCUCAGUUAAAGCUAAUGCUGCUUUUGGUUGAUAGUUUUAGGGAAUUAGAAUCUACUUCUAAUUAAAGCACUAUAAAAAAAUCAAACAAUUACAAUUUUGCUAAAAUAAAUUUUAAUAAAAAUGUUUAUUUAAUAACCUGUUAAGGAUAAUAACUCAGGGAGGACUAUGAUAACUGAAAAAAUCAGUUUUCUUUAAAAUUGUGUUUUUGUAAAACCUUAUAAAAUCUAAGCCCAGAGAUUGAUUUCAAAUGGCUUUAUUUCAGGAGGCUGAGUAAGACUUGGGAUAAAAGGUCUAGCAGAAAAAUAUUCAGGAAAGAUGAUUGUAUGCCUUGAAGGAAAGAAGAAAUGUAAUGUUAUUUUUUUGACCUUUGAGGUUGGACCAUUUUGAUUAGUUUUCCAUACCACUGAUGUUAGACUUAUUUUUAUUUCUAGUUUUAACAUUUUUAAAUCAAAUGAGCUCCUUUCUCCUUGUUGAGCCUGCACAAAAGAAGAUCACGUCUUCUUUUUUGCUCCAACAGCAUUCAUUGAUUGAAACAACAAUCUAAGUAUCAUCCUAUGUUAAAGUCUGUAUUAAUGAGAAAGAUAAGGUAAAGGUAGCUGUGCUGUGAUGCAUGUAAUAGAAUAGAAAAGGCCAAUAACCUCCACACUUAAUGGUAGAGAAACCCAUGGCAAGACCAUAUCACAAUUUAAAAAAAAAAAACACCAUCCAAAGGCUGAAAUGCUCACAGUCAAUAUAGAUACUUAUGAAUCAUAGACGUGUGUGCUGAGAUAAAUGAGACAUGUAGAAAUAUUAUACUGGGAGUGACCAGGAAAAUAGCACACAAUUUAGUGCCUAGUUGGAGGAUAUGAAAAGUUCCAAAAGUCAACUGGCAACAACGUUGUGCUAUGUUAAAAUAGUGGACUUAGUCCUCCAUAUGUUACAAAUUGUAUGUGAGUUUUCCUUCACUGUUGUAUAUUUUUUGGACAAAAUCUGUUUGCAUUUCUUUUAGAAUUGGGCCAUGUCCCACCCCUUUUACCUCAAUAUGCAGUGCAGAGCAAUGUCUUGCUAUGAGUGAAUUAUGAUGUUGAUAUUUCCAUAUAUGGCAAAUCAUGUAUGUAGCCACAAUAUUAUCACAAAACUAAAUGGUGUAUUUCAGGAAAAUGGCCUCAUAACAGUGGAAACUGCGAUGUGGAAUUAAAGUGGAACUGUGCCCUGUAAAUGAUUUUUUAAAUGUAAGAUAAGAUUAUUUAAACUAAGAUUUUAUUAUAAAUUUUCAUUGCCUUGUUUCCACUUGGAAUUAUGUGUACAUUUAAUUGAGAUGCAAAAUAUCCUUAUUUUAAUCUCCUUCUUUUGAGCCGCAUCCUUCACCAACACAACAAGCAACAGAUACUUGUGAUACCAGAAAUGAAGAGAAGAAGCAGCAUUUCUGCCUGAAAUCAUCUGUACCAAACAGCCCUGUGACACUUAAAGGGUAGAGUUUAUGGUUUGUGUUUGACUUUUUCUAAGUGUAUAUAUGUGGACCUAUAUAGCUGUAAUGGAAAGAAACAUCUCAAGAUUUAGACACACCUCUCUUUCAGGUGACACAGCAACAAAGCCAAUUCUGGAAAAACACAGAGCUCGAAAGUGCUGUGCCCUGGUUUUGAGCACUUGACCCUUAGAUAUCAGAUGCCUAUGACAAAUUAAAAGGAACACAAAGGAAAGAUUUGUCUAUCUUCCUUCAAAGCUAGCAAUGCAUUUUCACUAAAACACUUCCUUCAUCUCGGCAGGUAUUUCUAGGUUGGAGAGUGGUGCCCAUUCUAAGACCUCAGAUGAACGCUACUGCUCUUUUAAUUAGCAUAGAGGCUGCCUUCUACUGCACAAAUUGACAAUGACCAAGAGUCAUACAGACUCGGUGAGUGGUCAUAAACUUGGCUCUGAAGGUGCAUGACGAAGGUGCUCUAACAUCACAAGCUUGCACAUCUGCAUUUUCAAACCAGCACAACUGUUAAGAGAUCCAUAUAAAAAGAAAAAAAUCAGGUAUGAUUUGAAGUAUAGCAUUUAAAAUUAUUCAUUUAUGUUUGUGUACACAUGGUGCAGAUGCCUUUGGGGCACAGAAGAGAGUAUCAAAUCCCCUGGAGCUGGAGUUACAGGUUGUUGUUGUUAGCAACAUGACGUAGGUGCUCAGACAUGAACUCUGCUCCUCUACAAGAGCACCAAGGCCCCUUAGCCAAGGUUUUGCUGUGUUAGCCAACAGAAAUUAUUAACAACAAAUAAACAUAAGUUUCCUACCCUCCACUAUAUACCUUUUCAGAAUUGUGCAUAUGGGAAUGAAUAUUUUGCACCUACUUUUAGAGAGUAUAAGGAAAUGUAGAUAGAAAAUGCAAUGUAGUGUUGGUAUACAUUAAGAGAAAGAGCAGAAUAUGAAAAUGCCGGUGAAGGCAUCAAUCAAUUACUUUAAAAAAAAGAAGAAAAGGAAAGAGAGGCUAGAACUCUGGGAGGUUGACUUACAUCUUUGAUUUAAGAUUAAGGAGCCAAUAUAAAUCUUUGGAGAGGUGUGGUUGAAAUUGAAUUCUAAAGGAGGAUGAGACACUGCUCAGCUGGAUAAUAGCCAGUGUAAAGCCUCAGAGACAAGCAAGCUAAAGGAAAGCUCUGAGAACUUCAAGUGGUACGAGGGGCCAAAGAGUAAUAAGAGAGGAAGAUGGGUGGGAGGUGAGGUGGGAAACCCAUGCUGGACAUCAAGGAUGUGGUAGGAUAAGAGGACUAGAAUAUGAACCCCAUCAGACUGAAUUGAAAAAGAAACAGAAGGAGCUAGAGAAUAAUGACAUCAUUGGAACAGUCUAGAUGAAGAAAGAUGGCAGACAGUCUCAAUGGAGGACAGAGCUCAUGGUAUCUAAGGAGGACAGAGUUAACAGGUCUGGUGGUUGCCUACUUCGAGGAACAAAGGAUAGAGGGGUAUUUCUAGUUCCUCGUGUAGACAACUGGAUGCUUGUGCUUUCUUUGGGAUUGGAGCACAGUGCCAGACUGAAGAAAGUGGGCAGGGGUCAGGGGAGAUGAUAAGUUGAGUUUAAGAUAUUUGUAGACUCUUCAAUGAAGAUUUCCAUGACACUGAUUUUGCACAAAAAUGGAAGGGGAACUCUUUCUGGUUUUUGUUUUACUUUGUUUGUUUGUUUGUCCUGGAAUCUUUAUUUUUGUUGUAUCACAUUGCCAACUGGAAAGAAAGACAUAUUAUGGUCUCCAGCAAAACUAAAAGAAAUUAGUAAAUUUAAUGUGCCUUGCUAGAAGAAUUUUUACAUUCUGACAGUGCCUUAAUUUCAUGUUUCUUAUUUAAAUUUAAGAAAUAUUUCUAAUAAAUUUUAUUAAUCUAAGAGAAUUUCAUACAGUGUAUCUUUUCUUAAUUUAAUCUUCUAAAUUUGAGAUUAUAAUAUAAUUACAACAUUUCUCUUUUCUGUUUUCUUCCUUCCAGCCCUUCCCUGUACUCCUUCCUUCUCUUUUUUCAGGGCCUUUUUCCUCACACCCAUGUACAUAUAUUCCUAGAUAGAACCUGCUCAAUCCCUAUAAUGUUACUUCAUUCAAUGUAUCUUGAUCGUAUUUAUCCCUACUUCUCUCUUCGCUUGUCCCAGGUCUACCCUUUUCAUUUCAUGUCUUUUUGUCAUUUAUUGCUUUUGUUUUGUCUUCUUUCUGUUUGUUUUGAAGAAACACCAAACCAGCUAUCUUGUUUCUUUGAGUCUUAUAAUCUUUCCUUCUCUUUCCUUGAUGUUCCUUGAAACUAAAGUAAAGGGGUUAGGCUUUAAAUGUAGUCAUUGGAAAUAGCAGCCUUCAUGGUCAGUUGACCUCUGCAUUUUGAUCAGUUGUGGUUUUCCAUAAUGGUUUCCAGCUACAUACACACACUAAAUGCUUCCUUGAUGAGAGCGCACUCUCUGUGGCUAUCAGGAUAAAUAUGGAGAAUGCAAUUAGAAAUUAUGCUGCUGUAGGAAACUGGCAGUUGUAGGUUUUCCUCUACAUUACAUGGCCUAACCAGUCAUGGGCAGUUGGCUACAUUUGCAGUGCCAGGCAUGACUUUCUUCCUAUUAAGCAAUUAUGUGACUAUUGUUUACCCCUAAGAUAUAAGUGCACUUUCAGAAUAUUGUGCCAUGCUACUCAUUGCUGUGACAUACUGGCAUUACAGAUGGAGAGGACUAUUGCUUGCUUUUCUCUAUUCAUAGCUUACAUGGCUCUUCUUCUUACUGGAGAGCUAGUCCCCAGUAAGGAGGCUUCCAGGUUAGAUAUGGAUUGAUACUCCAAAUGCAGUGCCUGAAGUGGAGUGUGUCUCCAGCAAUGGAGUCUUAUCUUAGUUUUCUGGAAAGUACAAAGGGCAGUAACAAUAAACUACAGUGUUUGGGGUCUUUGUUAGUAUCUCUGACCAUCAUUUUGAAAGAAAUUUCCCCAUGCUUAGUACUUGGGUUUUUGUUAAAUAGUCUAGGAAUUUUGGAGGGAACAUUGUCACCCAAACUAGAAUAAUUUUAAUUAAACUUACACAUGCACAUGUGUACAUGUGCGCGCGCGCGCACACACACACACACACACACACACACAUAUAGAUAUGUAUAUAUAUAUAUAUAUAUAUAUAUAUAUAUAUAUAUACCCAUGCACAUAAUUUUAAGUAAUCAUAAGCUGAUCCUUUUCAAGCAUCAUUACUAAUAUUGAGUCCUGCUCCUCAUGGCUUCCUCCUUGUUGAUGAAGCUCCUUUCUCACCACUCCACUUAAGUUUCCUUCACCUAUUUCUUGUUUGUUUGUUUCAUUUUCCUGUUCAUAGCAAGCAUGAACUACUAUUCCCCCAUAGUGUUCCUCCUAUCCCCCCUGAUGGCCAUUUUAUACUUUCCUGAUACCUGUGGCUACUGCGGGUUAUGUGCAUGGAUCCUCUUCAGAGUUAACAGCAUAUGAACUGAGAACACAUUUGGUCAAGGUUUGGCACUGGCAUGUAUACAACAAUCUUCCUCAAUUAUAGUUUAGCAUACUGUCCUUUUAAAAUCCUGUGUUAACUAUUCUAAAACCUUUUUUAUUUUUAAGAAAACUACAAAUGAUAUGGAACACCAUCAGUAUUUAAACUGAUAAAGUCAAAUUUUAUCUUUAGAAUAUUUUUAUUUCCUCAGCUGUUUCAAAGAAUACAUGAUUUUCCUUGAAAAUCAAAAAGGAAUACUAUAAAAGGCAGAAAUAAAGAAACAUAAAAUAAAACAAAUAAAAAUGAUAAAACAUUUACUAGUUUGAUUUGAGAUUAUUCUAGUGCAUUUUCAUUCUUAUGUGGUUUUACAUUCUUAUCUGAAUCUUUUCUGCAAGAUCUUCCAUUAAAAUUUUCUGAAUCUUCUCAGCAAGAACUUCUGCUAAAAUUUUCUGUUUUAAAAACAAUGAAAUUAUUUUGUAUAAGGUAAUAUGCUACUGAUUCAUUCUCUCUAUUUAUAUUGAGUGGAAGGUCUAAUUGCCUCACAGCUACUAGAACGGACUUUACUAGACACAGAAUUCUACCUUGGCGGUAUUUUUUUCCUCUUAACAGUGUGAAAGGUUCACUCAAUUUUCAUCUCAUCUGUAUGGUUACCUACAGACCCUACCUAUUAUUUUCAUUGUUUUGCUGUGUACAGUAACUUGCCUUUGUGAUUCUGUCAUAAUUCAAUACUGUAUUUCUGUCAUUUUUGUUUAUUUUUUUUACAUUUUUAUUGGAUUUUUUUAUUUACAUGUUAAAUGUUAUCCCUUUUCCCAGUUUCCCCUCCAGAAAACUGCUAUCCCAUCCCCCUUCCCCUAUUUCUAUGAAGGUGCGCCCUCACCCAUACACCUGGGAGAUACUGUUGUUCUUCUUAUGGGGUUCUUCUUCAGCUCCUUUCUCUAACCCCUCCAUCGGGGACCCCAUUCUCAGUUCAAAGGUUGGUUGAGAGCAUCCUUGUCUAUAUUUACCAGGCUCUGGCAGAGCCUCUCAGGAGACAGCAAUAUCAGGCUCCUGUCAGCAUACACUUCUUGACAUCUACAAUAUUGUCUGUAUAUGGGAUGGAUCCCCCAGGAGGGGCAGUCUCUGGUUGGCCUUUCCUUCAGUCUCUGCCCCACACUUUGUUUUCAUACUCCCUCCUGUGAGUAUUUUUGUUACCCCUUCAAAGAAGGUCUGAAGCAUUCACGCUUUGGUCUCCCUUCUUCUUGAGCUUCAUGUAGUUAGUAAAUUACAUCUUGGGUAUUCCAGGUUUGGGGUCUAAUAUCCACUUUAUUAGUGACUGCGUAGCAUGUGUGUUUUGUGAUUGAAUUGCCUCACUCAGGAUGAUAUUUUCUAAUUCAUUCCAUUUGCCUAAGAAUUUCAUGUAGUCAUUAUUUUUGAUAGCUGAGUAGUACUCCAGUGUGUAAAUGUACCACAUUUUCUAUAUCCAUUCCUCUGUUGAAGGGCAUCUGGGUUCUUUCCAGCUUCUGGCUAUUAUAAAUAUGGUUGCUAUGAACAUAGUGGAGCAUGUGUCAUUGUUACAUGUUGGAGUAUCUUUUGGGUAUAUGCCCAAGAGAGGUAUAGCUGGGUCCUCAGGUAGUUCAAUGUCCAAUUUUUUGAGGAACCUCUAGACUUAUUUCCAGAAUGGUUGUACCAGUCUGCAAUCCCACCAACAAUGGAGGAGUGUUCCUCUUUCUCCACAUCCUCGCCAGCAUCUGCUGUCACCUGAGUUUUUGAUCUUAGCCUAUUUCUGUCUUUCUAAUUUGCUUGAUUUUGCAUUGAUUUUAAUUUCAUGUUCACAUGACCUGAAAGUUUUAUUACUUUUGAAAACUAUCAUUACCAGUUACUACUCAUCAAACUUUAUUUACGUUCCAUCCCACUCUUCCUUUCUGCUGUCAAUUCUAAAAAUAUUAGACCAUUAGAUAUAAUCAUGUAAUUCUAUGACAUUCCAGUUGUCUUUGUGUAUUGCCUCAUUUUUGUCUCUUUUUUAAAUUUAGACACAUCUUAUUGGCUCACCUCCAAGUUAAUGGUGGACCUAAUUGUAUUGCCUAAUCUUAGUUGUCAAGUCGACACCUCUGGGGAGAGGGAACCCCAGUUGACAUAUUAUAUCCAUCAGAUUGACCACUGGACAUAUCUCUGCAGCCAUUUUUCUGAUUGCUCAUCAAUUUAAGAGGCUGCAGGUUGGGCCAUUCUUGGGCAAGUGGCUCUGGGACUGUACAAGAAAGGUAGGUGAAUGCGAGUCUGGGAAUAAGUCAGCAAGCAGCAUUGCUCUGUAGUUUCUGCUUAAAGAUUCUGCCUUGAGUCCCAUCAUCUGCUUCCCUCGAUGAUGGAAUACAGACCUAUCAGACGAAAUAGACUCUUUCUUCCCAAGAUGCUUUGGUCAUUGUAUUUAUCACAGCAAUAGAAAAGCACACAGAGCUCUAUCAACCCUAUAAAAACCAAUUUUACCUUGUUUUGUUUGAUUGGGAUGUCUACCAUCUGAUCUGGAACUCCUAUCUAGGUUUUCAAUUAAUUGCUUUCAAAUAUUAAUUCUAACUAUUUUAAAUUACAUACACUAUAUUAAAACAUGAUCAUCUGCAUGUUUGUUAUCUCUUAUCCACACAUCCAGUCUCCCUGAUUUUUUUUCACCUUUUACUACUUGGUCAAAAAAGCAGACAUCUUGGGUGGUGAGGGAAAGAUGGAGUUUGACAUUAUUUACUCUGGGAAGUAAACAUUUUUUUUCCUAUUGUCGGUGUAGAAGGUGUAGUUAGUCUACCUUGUGUCACCUGUGUCUACUGAUGCCACAGACACCUUAGUUUUUCAUGAAUUCUUCCUCUAGAUUUCCUCACCUUGGGCUGCCCUGCUUUGAGCACUGUCUCCUCCAACUGCAGUUGCCUUUUUUUUUAUUUCUCUUUCUCUCUCUCUUUCUUUCUUUCUUUCUUUCUUCCUGAGUUCUAAAUCCAGGGAUGUAUUUUUAUAAUGAAUAUGAAAUAAAUAGAAAAUAAAUAGAAAAAUCAGAACUAAAUAACAUUAUUAUUAUCCAAAAUCUCUAAAAGUCAUCAAACCAUUACAGAUGAAUAACAAUUCCACAAAAUCCAUAUGCGAUUGUCUUAGAUUCAUUAUAAAAUGUAUGCAAUUAUAUGGCCCAUGUUACAAUGAAUUAAGAUGAUGUAGAAAAAUUUUCUGUGAUCAAAAUGAAUACAACAGGCCUUUUGAGAAUAAUGCUAACUCUUACGUGAUUUUAUUUUUUCAUUGAUUUUUUAUUUACUUGCUUUUCACUUUUAAAUUGUUUGUUUUUUUUUUACUUAUUUACAUAAGUCAAAUGUUGUAGACCUUCCCAUUUCCCCUCCACAAAUCUACCAUCCCGUCUCCUCCCCCUUUGCCUCUAAGAGAGUGCUCCUCCAGCCACCCAGGUUCUGCUUAAUUUUAUCCUGAGCAAAUUAAUUAUCCACUUCAAACUUCCAAGUCUUCAUUUGUAAAUUGGGCACAAAAUAGAAGAAUUUAAAAUGCUCCCUGUUUAGCUUCUGGUGAAUUUGAAUUCUGGUAUUUGAUUGGGAUUUUCAAAAACAUUGACUUCAUUCAUCAGAAUUUGGAGAAUUCAUUACAGGCCAUGCUUUCUCUGAGGACAGUCGUUUCAAUGUAAAAACAGUGACAUUUUCUUGUUGUAUAUUCGGUUAUACAAUUUCUAGGAGAGUUGCCCUAUCUCUCCAUUCUUCUGUUCAGUUAUCCGUGAGAUGGAGUCAACAAUAUCAACCUAAAAAGGCCACCUAAAUUAGUCAGGCUAUGCAAAACUUUAAGAACGGUGUUCAGCAUACAGUGUGCUAUAAACAUAAGCUGGUAUUUGUACAUUGAAAGACAAAAAAAUCAGUCUUGAGGCAAAACCUAUCAGUGACCCCAAAUACAUAUGGAGUGUUACCUAAGUAGAUUUUUUUUUAUAAAUUUGGAAAAAGCCCAAGUUUCUUUCAACACCUUUAUGGUGAUAUUUAUUUGUUUUCUAGAAUUAUAAAGAACUAUGAAUCAUUAAUAAAAUCAGCUGCAAACAGAAAUUUUUAUCACUCCUUUUUUGUCACUUUCUAUUAUCUGAAAACUAGCAGUUAUGUUUACAAUGACCCAGUUUGCCUCUCUUCCCCAAUCUAAAUGAGUUGACUUUAGAUCCACUUCACAUGCAUGACUUCAUAAUUUUAUAUUCAUGAUGUGUUAGUCAUCCCCUCUGAGCUGCCCUCAUUCCUACUGGCAAUCAGAAUCUCCUCAGAUGAAUUUCACAGACACUUGAAAAUUAAUUCUGCAGAAGGCUGAGGAGGUCACUAGACUUAAAGCACACUUUUAGCUUAGAUCUUGGUCACAAUCAGAAUUCACAUGCCCAGGCUUGUUCUAUACUUUUGGGAUAAUAAGGGAAUCCAUGAAAGAAAUAGGAAAGGGUGAGGUGAGGCAGGGGGCUGAGAGUCCCAGUAUCAUCAGAAAAACUGGGUCUUGUAAAAAUCAAUUCACAGUAGUAUACUGUGAAUUUUUAGCAUAUUUCUAGUCAAAGGUUCAUCUACACUAGUAGGUAUUUGUAACAAAGAAAUAGCUAUUGUAGUUUUCCAUCUAAUUGAUUUUUAAUAAAUGUAUUUCUUUAUAGUUACCAUAUAACAGUGAUUAGUUUAGAUACGGCUAUAAUGAUCAUAAUAAUUGCUUUCGGUUAUAUGAAAAACACUUGAUCCCUGUGGUUGAAUUAGGGAAAAGCUGGAGGAAGCUGAGGAGGAGGGCAACCCUGUAGGAGGACCAGCAGUCUCAAUGAGCCUGGAUCCCCAAGAUCUCUCAGGCACUGGAUCACCAACCAGGCAGCGUACAAGAGCUGAUAUGAAGCCCUCAGCACAUGGGCAGCAGAGGACUACUGGGUCUGGGUUCAGUUAGAGAAGAUGCACCUAACCCUCAAGAGACCCCCAGGGGGGCUAGAGGUCUGUUGGAGUGGGGGAGGGAACAACCUCAUGAAGACCAGGACAGGGAGGAGAUAUGGGGUGUGGAACAGUUGGAGGGUGGACCUGGGGGGAAUAAAAUCUGAAGUGUAAAAAUAAAUACAUAAAUAAUAAAAAAGAAAAACACUUUAGUGCACAGCAGUUAUUAUUUUCCCUUAUUAUUGAAAUUAUAAAGAUUACAUCAUUUCUCUCUCCUUGCCUCCCCCCUAGCUUUUCCAUAUACCUCCUUUUGCUCUUUGUCAAAGUCAAGCUCUCUUUUUUCAUUAAUUGCUGUUAUUCACGUGGUCUGUAUAAUGUUAUUCAUAUGUGCAAUGUCACUACCUCGGGGACAUCUCCUUAAUAGUGCUCCUUUCUGGUACAUAAAAAUGGAUAGAUUUCUAAAAGCCAGAAUACUGCAAUGGAUGUGUAGAAAUUACAGUAAUUUCCUAUGAGUUCAUAAUCUAUGACUCAUCUGUGAUCUAGCGAGAUUAACUCCACUGUUAGAGGAAAUCGGACAGCUCUGUUUCUAAGUUUGCCCUUGGAUGCGCUGGGUCUGAGAGAUCUGAGAAACGCUGAGAAACCUCAGAUGUCCAGGCUGUUUUGAAGAUCAGUGUGAAGUCAGAUGUGAAUCUUUACUGGCAAUGUUAAACACUGUACAAUGAUAUGUUUGUGCAAGCCCUGCAGGAUUACUAAUAUUUUCUAGCACAUUAACGAUGUAAUAGUAUUUACCGAAGAGUAGCUAACGUGACUGUGGCUUGAAACGUCCUUUAAAGUGUAACAGUGGCUUCUGGAGAGUGGACGAAUAGAAGUCUGCUCUCCACGGGCGGUGGAUAAAUGAGUGUGAAAGGUCACGACAAAGUGGGUUAACUAACAUAGAGCUAGGUCACUUCAGUGACCAUGGUGUUUCUGUUAACAAUGUCAGUCCUUGUUUACAAUAGUUAAAUAGGAUUCAGUGGCUGAUGAGAGUCUAAUGAAAUAAAUGUUUUUUCAUCUGUGCAAGAAGUUCCAUAUAAGAGACACAGCCAGAAUACAGCAAAUACAGAGGCGAAUGCCAGCAGCAAACCACUGAACUGAGAAUAGGACCCCAGUUGAAGGAAUCAGAGAAAGAACUGGAGGAGCUUGAAGGGGCUCGAGACUCCAUAUGUACAACAAUGCCAAGCAACCAGAGCUUCCAGGGACUAAGCCACUACCUAAAGACUAUACAUGGACUGACCCUGGACUCUGACCUCAUAGGUAGCAAUGUAUAUCCUAGUAAGAGCACCAGUGGAAGGGGAAGCCCUGGGUCCUGCUAAGACUGAACCCCCAGUGAACUAGACUGGUGGGGGGAGGGCGGCAAUGGGGGGAGGGUUGGGAGGGGAACACCCAUAAGGAAGGGGAGGGGGGAGGGGGAUGUUUGCCCGGAUACCGGGAAAGGGAAUAACACUUGAAAUGUAUAUAAGAAAUACUCAAGUUAAUAAAAAAAAAUAUAGAAAUAAACAAAAAAAAAGAAGUUCCAUAUGAGUUUAUCUGCAAUAUACAAAAAGCCAAGCCAUGCAAGAGUGGGAGGAAAGGAUAAAGUCUAGGUGGCUCUGGGGUCUAGUUGCUGAUUGACUUAGAAGAGCUGUGGCAUCUCAGGGAGAGCAAGGAUGUAUAGGACACCCACUGGAACUGGAAACUAUGCCAUGUGCUCUGGAAGAUGAGGAAAUGCCACAUAUAAAGGUUCACACAGGUUGAAUAUAGUGCUAUAAGGAAAUAUCUUCCUGGUAUUUGUCUUACCUGGGGUCCCGCAGCUAAUGGGAAUGACUUGCGAAUUGGCGUGCAGUGCUGCCUGAAAAAAAGACAGGAGCCUCCCCAUAUUUGGAGAAGUCUAUUUCUUUUCAUUUCUAUGCCCUCCAUUCUUUCACUCUUGUUUGUUUGUUUUAAAUUUGCCUUUGUUUUCUAAAGGAGAAAGAGAAAGAAGGCAUGGAGUUGGAAGGGUGUAGAAGUGUGGAGGAACCAAGAGUAUAUGGUGAAGGGAAUCAUGAACAGAGUAUGUUAUAUGAAAAAAAUUAUUUUCAAUAAGAAAGAAUUAAGGUGAAUCUUUGAUUAAACAUAUAUAUCAGUAAAAUGUUCAGGAUGUGAACUAAGAUAUAUUACUUAAGACUAUAGCCAGGGGCCAAUGCGCUGAGCUUGAGUGCAUCUGAAUUUCUAACAGGGCCAAGUUGCGGGAUCUUUCUGAAGAUACUGGGUCACAUCUUAUGGUAAGAAAUAGCGUCACACCAUCAAAACAUUUCAAUGGUUUUUUUUUCUACUAAUAUGAAAAAAAAAACUGACACAAAUUUCAAGACAUACUGCUACACUUAUUUUUUCAUUGUAAUGUAAAGCUUUUCACUGUAAAUGGCAGAAAUACAUUUCCCUGAACACAAUCAGGGCUGACUUUCCUGUACGUUAAUUAAAGCCCAGUGGGAAACAUGCACAGGCCAUGAGUGCAUACCUUUCAUUUGGUCAAGUUUUUUUCACAACAAAAAGCUGUGUGUCAAAUAAGUGUAUUACAGUAAGUUGUUGCUAGCUAUCGAGAUAUUUGGGUUUCAGACACAAUGACAAGAAUCUGUUUUGUAAGUGUAAAAUAUUCAUGUCCCUGAAAUAAUUUGAGUUUCAGUUUUCACUCUAUUUAGAUAUGCUUAAUAUAUUGAAGGGAGUCAAGCUUGAGGAAUCAAAACAUCUUUUCUAUUGAGAAAGUACUGUUUUAUUUAGCAACACUGAACCUAUCAAUGAAGUGUAAAUGACGCAGUGACUUUAACUCUGUAUUUAGAAAACCGAUUACAAAACCAUGAGACUAUGUGAGUUUCAACUCACCUCGUGAGUAUUUAUCAAGCUCUCACCAUAUGCUGGAGAUUUUUUAACCUAUAUUUCUCUGAGGCAAAUCAAAUCAGAUUAUAAUUGCAAAUAAGGUUUACAAUAAGAAGGCGUAGUACAAGACCAGGAAUUUAGUGACUGUGAUCACAAAAAAUGAAUUGGAUCUAGUUACAGAACCUCACUCUGGCUCGGAAAAGUUGAUGUGGUUUUUUUCGGCCAUCCCUCAGAAGACCGUGUUUGUGAGCCCUAAGCUAGAAGCACUUUGAAAUAAAGAUUAGUUACAGUUUGGGCACUCCAUUUCAUGGCCUUAUUCCUUGGCAGAUAAAGGUGGUUUUUACAAUUUCUGACUAAUCUCUGGCAUUGCUGUUCUUCUAGAUGGAAGAGUCUAAGGAUCUGUGUCCAAUAAAGAGUUAUCACAGCAGUUAGGGACCCUAGCGGGAAUGUGGAUUUCUUAGUGUGACAAGCACCCUCUUUUACAGAUGUGCAUGAAGGCUGAUUUGAAAUUAAGGCUAAUUUCAUCAAGUGGCAUUUAAAGGGCAGAGGCAGUGAGCGCCUGUGGUUGAGACCUGACACCUCUUCUCCCAUUCAGCUUCUCAUUAGAAGUGACUCGUUUAGCGAUCCAGUGCACUCUAAUAACCACAAUGCAUAAUUUUCCCAUAUCUCAUUUUAAAGCUUAGAUGACAUUGGCAGUCUUAUUGUUCCCAUGCUUUCUUACAUGGAUAAAAUGUAAUAAUUUUUUGUUACUGUAUAUCAGAAAGUCCAUGGGCCUAAAGGGGAGUCUGACAGGAACUGGUUUGACUUUUGAAGACCCACCUUUUACUUUUACUUCAUGUCCUCUUCUCCUAGACAUUUAGGCUUUGGAGCCUCCCUUUCUCCAGUAAUUAAAAAGAUAACAAAUAAACCUGAAGGUUAAGGGGCUUAUGUUUAGAAUAGAAAUGCACUUUGUCUGUCAGUUCUUUUCCUCUUCCAGGUUGGACACCCAGUCUAGGUAAUUUAUCCACUAAUUUGUUCAUUCAUCUAAUUUUGUAUUGAGCACACACAUUAUUCUAAAUAUUGUAUUAGACACUGGGAUGCAGCAGUGAGAUAAAAAAAAACCUCACCUUAUGGAGUUCAUAUUCUUAUCUACGAGAUAUGAUUAUAGUCUGGUUAAGACUUUGCCUCUAAAGUUAUAAAUAUGUAUAAUUAUAAAAUUAUCUUCUGUAAGCUAAAAAAAAUCUUAUCUCUAAAUUUAUCUUUCUUUUAUGUCUUUAUUUCCUUCCUUUAACACUUUCUGUUUUAUAUUCUAAUUAUAAUACUUUUUUAUAUGUCAAACACUAUAUUCAGCCUAGAAGAGAGUUAGAGUAGGGAAAGGAAGGUUCACAAAAAAAAAAAAGAAUUUUUAUCCACAAGAUUUUGAAUGUCUAAGUGAGGAACAAAAAUUAAAUUAUGAACAUGUAUUUAUUGUGCCAAAUGAUAAAUGAAUACAUAAUUAUGAAUAUAUAAUUAUGUUAAAUGAAGCAAAAUAUGUGCUUAGGAGUAUAUAAUCAUGUGUUUAAUGAUAAAUGGUAAUAUAACCAAUAAGAUUUCAGAGAAAAGAAAAUAAGUCAAUAGCAAUUGUCAAAGAAAACUCCCAAAACUAAGUGAGAGUGAGCUCGCUCAUUUUAAAGGAUGGAUAUGACAUAGACACAUGGAAAGAGUCACCUUAGGCUGAAUUUGAUUUUCCUAGCUCAUUAUGUUCAUAUCUCUAAUCAGUAUUAUUACAGUAGUUUUUCCAGAUUUCAGAGUCAUAAAAUACCUUCCAAAAUCAACACGCCAUGACCUAGAAACAAAAAGUUUCCAUUGGCUCCACCAAUAAAUUCAUGGUUCCUGCAUACCACUUCAUAUUUUUCACCUAAUACAGCCAUAAGUGAGAUGCUGUUACCACAAUUUGGUUCAUUGACAGGCAGGAUGCACAGUCUUCUGGGAUCUCCUGCAGACAGAAGGUUGGGUCUUCCUAAGACAAUUCGUUAAGCCCCAGGGACUUUGGUACUGAGCUGGAAAGCGGAUGUAUUCUCAUUUCUUGUUUGUUCCAAAUCCCUCAGUAUCUUCCCCGGUGGCAUGCACUGCCUGCUGCCAUCUACUUCUUCCUUCCUUAUGGUUAUAACUUGAGCUAGCUCAGCUUUGCUGUGUAUCCUGAGAGUGGAUGCAGAACCUCCUCACCACCACACACAUCUUGAGGGGCCAUCUUACUUUCUGGGUGUGUGCACACAGUAGAACUCAUUAGCUCCAGAAGUGUUGGACAUAGGCUUUGCUCCCCUUCAAAGAUCACUCUUAAAUAUUCAGGAGCCUAAGUGCUCAUUUCUCAGUGUUGGUAGUUGCUACGUAGUAUGGUCAGCUCUUUACCAUGCCAGUGAACCAAUGUGUCCAUUCCUGUGCCCGUGUGCAUGUUGAAAGACCAUCUGCUUGACUGUGAAUCUGGGCAUGCAACAAUGGGUAUUUUAUCCAAGUAUGUGCUUUUCAGUUGAUCUUCAUCAUAAUUGAAUUCAUCAUCAGAUAAUUGAAUUUCUGCCCAGACUUCAGGCAUGUCACUUCCCUUUUUUCAUUAGUUUGUGACACCAGGGACAGAUUUUUGUCUGUUUUCAUGCAGUCAUGAUAUUUUAAUAAGAGUCCUGAGACAUGUUGUCUUCAAGUUUCCUUUUUUGUUUUGUUUUGUUUUGUUUUUUUGAAGCCAUGACCUACUUACAUGGUUUGAAAGGCCUCCUGCAAAAAUGAAAAUACAAAUCCCCUUGUCAGCAAUGAGGGGGCAGUGCCACAGCACUACACCAUCACCCUUUACACCCUGAGGGGUUCCCUCAAUCUCUUGAGGACCUAGACUCAGGCCAGGUCUGGACUACUGAAUUCAACACGGAAAUGAAUUUCAGGCAUAGCCAGCUUGAAGUGGAGUUGGAAAUACUGUUAAAGAUAUUUUAAUACAGGUUUUAAACAUAGAGGUUAGGAGAAAGACUGGUAGUUAGGAGGUGGAAGUAAGAUCUUCCCAAAUGUGGAUGUGUCUUCCCAUGGGUCAGUAAAGAAAAUAAUAUAUAACAAAGUCUGCUUACAGACUGCUUGGAGAGCAAUCACAAUUAAAUUUCUUAGUGCAAGCUAUAGGUGACAUUUUGGUGGCUUUCAAGAAACUCCUCCAAAGGCUGCCAACACAGUUUCCUCCCAACUCUUCUAUCUUUGAGAAGUGAGACUGUAGGGUGUCUGUCUAAGAGGUGACGUGCAUGCUGCAUGAUCUGACGUGGUAAAAUCAGAAGCAGCAGGUUGAAGCAGGAGAUGGGUGCCUGACAUUUCUGUAUCCAUGGUUUUUUUUUAUUUCUAGAAAACUGAAGUUUUAUGUCUAGAAAAUUUAAAAAGGUCUUUAAUUGUGAUAGACUUCUUGCUUUUCUGCUGGUAAGAGAAUUUUACUAGGCACCACAGAGAGGGGCUCUUCUCCCUCCCCUCAUCUCUCAGAUUUACCUGUCUUUAUAUCCUGUCUCAACCAUGACCAAAGUCUCCUAAGAUAGGGUCACAUAAAGCCCAGGGCUGGACAUUGGAUACGUCCUCUCAAGUAGCUGGUCCAAGGAGUACUGGACACUCCCAAAGUAAGACAGGCUCUUGUCAUUGUUCUUGAUUUCCUACCAGAACUUUGUGAAAUAACCUGUUGCUGAUGACACCACACACACACACACACACACACACACACACACACACAUACACACACACACACACUGAUCAUAGGGCAUUGAGAAAUUAAAGUCAGUACUGCCCAGAAUGCUUCCUUCCUGCCUAUUUACUUGUGUAGUGCUGGAAUAUGUUUUGCGGGCUGCUGGGAGACAUAGGGCAUCAAUAGUCUUAGCCUACUGUGAGAACUGUGAACUACAAUAAUAACUGGGGUAGCUAGACAUGCCUGUGGGUGCUGUGGUACAAAUGUUAUGGGGGGAUAGUCAACUGCUUUUUGAUUAUACUUGAGAUGCAUACCACAGGAGGAACCACAGAUGUGGUACAUCUGUCCAAGAGCACCAGGGUGGGGAGCCUAGGACCCAGGUGUAAAGCUUCCACUUUGUUAAAUUGACAUAGCAUCACAUUAUCCUCUAAAUACGUAUCUCUUUACCUACAGAUUAGUAAAGUCCUUAGACCACAUCAGAGAAAUCUUUUUGUGUAGUGGACAGUGACUAAUAUACAAAUUCACAACUGGUCAAAGUACAGAGAUUAUCAGUGGAGCACUCAACCACAAGUGGGACACCUAUGUCACGUGCCUCCCCGGUGUUCAAAGACCAUCAGGGAAGAGGGAGUUGAUAGAGAUCGUGGAGGACCAGUGCAAAACAGUGUCUUCUGCACAUGAUGGGGAGCGGAUUCCUGAGUCCACAAUAGCUGUGGUUACUUUACAAGCCCUGCACAAGAUCUAGUCAGUACAUGGUCUAAUAUAUGGCUCAAGAAUGUCCACCCUUAGCUAAUAAGCUAUGGGCAUUUGAAGUCUCCUGGGAAAGGAGAGCCGAUUUUCCAUAAGAGUGUGGCUGUGAUAGGUGUCCGUGCUCCAGUGGGUAGCCCCACACCUGGGGGGUAUGUGAAACACAUACAUUGAAGUUGAUGGGAUAUUUGAAGAAAUAGAAAAUACAAAAAGUUCUGAAGAGCAGAAAAAUAGGGUGAAUUUUGGAAUAAUUAAGGGGAGGGUGGGGAGUUGAAUAUGAUCAAAAAUGUGAAAUCCUCAAAGAAUUAAUACAAUGUUAAAUAAAACAAAAACAGAGUGAAACAAACAAUGGGUUUUCUAAAUGUACCUUUGUGGCAAGCAGGAAUCUACCAUGGGGGUUGGCGAUUUAGCUCAGUGGUAGAGCGCUUGCCUAGCAAGCACAAGGCCCUGGGUUCGGUCCUCAGCUCCGGAAAAAAAAAAGGAAUCUAUCAUGGACUCAUCUUCAGCUUCAGGGUUGAUGUCUCUGCUGCCUCCAGAUAUAUUUCUCUGUCUCCUACCACAUCUCUGUCCCUCUGUUAUUCUUUUACCUUAAGCUUUGGAAAUAAGGGUGGAUCCAAGAUUAAAGUUCCUAUUCUCUAAUAUCCCCCCUUUCGCCUACAUAAUUCAUUAUAGAGUCACAACUAAUUUAAUAAAUCAACCAAUUCUUCCAACAAUGUUUUGAAUUUUAAUAUCGCAAUCCGUCAUGGUUUUCAGAAGCGUGACACACAAAUUUAAAAUGGCAAAUGGAAAUUUACAGUAACAGCUAACAUGCCUAAAAAUGGAAUCCUUUCAUAUUUCUGACUGAUGUUUUCAUGUAAAUUCUCCAUCUUUUGGACCAUUUGACCAAUUUGAUUUCACAACUAUAAAUAACCCCUGAUUUUUGCAUGCUGACAUUAAUAUUUUCUAGAUAUUUUUAUUACGUUUGUCAUAUUGUCUUAAUAAUAAAAUAUUUAGCAAAUACUUAAAAAGAAAAAUUUACUCUAAGUAAACCUAACACCUGUACAUGGGGUAUGUUCUUCUAGCUGGGCUGCCUUUUCUAGCCUCAGUGGGAAAAGAAGUGCUUCACCUCACAGAGACUUGAUGUGCCAGGGUGAAGGGAUACCCAGGGGGCAAUCCCACCAACUCAGGAGAGAACAGGAGGGGUUGGGAGGAGGGAUUUUGGGAGCAGGUAAUUUGGAGGGGGCAGUGAGUGAGAUGUACAGUAUUUAAUAAAUUCUGUAAUAAAGUUAUUUAAAAUAAAUGAAAUAGUAAUAAUCACUUUAGAGAUUUAUUCACUUUAUGCUAUCUGUGAAUCGUGGGUGAUAAAAGUGAUUUUUUUUCAUUUUCAGUAAUAAAAUUUAGAAAAUAUUCCUGUUAAAUGAUCCUGAACAAAAACAGUCUCCAAUAACUAUAAUCCAUUGUGACCUGCAAAGGUCUAUAUUUGGAAUUUCAGUAGUUAUUUCUUUUUGUUAUUUUUAUUUAUUAAAAUCUUUUCCCCACAGGACAUAACUUGCUCACAGUUUCUUCUCCCUAUACUCUGCUCAGUCCCUUCCUCCCUUCCUUCUGCCCCCUCCAGAUCCACUCCUUUUCUCUGUUUCAUUAGAAAAGAACAGGCUUCUCAGAGAUAAUAGCCCAACAUGGCAAAGUAAAAUAUAAUAAGAUUAAAAACAAAACCAUCACAUUGAGGCUGCACAGGCAACCCAAUUGAAGGAAAAGAGCCCUCAAGAGUAGGGACAAGAAUCAGGAUCCAUUUGUUUAUACGGUCAGAAGUUCCAUAAAAACACUACAUGGAAAGCUAUAGCAUAUUCCCAGAAGACCUGGACAGACCCGUGUAGGCCUGAGCUUGUUGCUUUAGUCUCUGAACUUUUGCGAGCCUUGAACGAUUCAUGCAGAGGGCCUUGUUCUCCUGGUGUCCUUCAUCCCUUUAGUUCUUAUGCUCUUUCUGCCUCCUCCUCCAUAGUAUUUAUCUCCCGAGCUCUGUGGGGAGGGAUUUGAUUUAGACAUUCCAUUCAGAGCUGUGUGUUCCAAGGUCUCUCUUUCUCUCUCUGCAUAAUGUCUCUCUGUGGGUCACUGUAUUUGUAUCUGUUGCAGGAGGAAGCUUUUCUAUGAUGGGUAAAUAAGACAUGAUCAGAAGUAUAGCAGUAUUCAGAGUCAUUUCAUUGUUAUUUUUUCUUUUUUUUUCUUUUUUCUUUUUUUUUUUUUUGGUUCUUUUUUUCGGAGCUGGGGACCGAACCCAGGGCCUUGCGCUUCCUAGGUAAGCGCUCUACCACUGAGCUAAAUCCCCAGCCCCUAUUUUUUCUUUUUUAAAGACAACUAUUACUUGGUUUUACCCUAGGUCUCUGGGAUAUCUAGUCUCUAGUUCUUGGUCAUCCAAAUAGGUAUGGCUUCCAUCUUGAGGUGUAGGACUUAAAGCAAAUCAGACGAUGGUUGUCUAUUCCCACAAGUUCUGUGUCACCAUUUACCUAGAGUAUCUUGUAGGAAGGAUACUUUGUAGGUGAAAGGUUUUGUGGGUAGUAUGAUUUUUACGUUGUCCAUUGCAUAUCCUGCAGAAGACCAUCCCUCACCGAAGACACUAGAACGGAGGGUGAAAGCUCCAUGCAGGCUCCAGCUCGAUUUCUCCAUGUUCAAUGAAUUCUGUUGAGUGUUGUCUUCAGGAAUGGGGUUCUGCCUUACAUUUGCACAGAGUAAUCCAUUGUCUUAGCAACUUCCUGGUUUGUGUUGGAAUAUCCAUGGCCAAAAUCUCAAUUGUGUGCAACCCAGUCCUAUUAACUGGGAGAUUCCUUUAAUGACAAGAAAUGGUCAGGCAGGACUCUCAACUCCAUUCUUAGGAGACCUUACUAGGGUUGUCUUCAUAUAUUUGUAGGAUUUUGCAUAGCACUGUUUCACACAAUUCCUCAAAUGCAUCUCAAUUCUAGCUGUCUCUUCUGCAUUCCCUUCCACAGUCCUAUGUCCCCUCACUGUCCCCACCUGAUCCUCCUAUUGGCAUACCACCCUGCCACCCAUCCACCAUGAAAUUCAUUAUAUUUCUCCUCCCAGAGAGAUCCAUGUGUCUCCUUUAGUCCUUUCAUCUAAUUCUAACAUCUUUGGGUCUACUGAUUGUAACUUAGUUAUCACUUACUUAUUGGCUAAUACCUAUGCAUAAGUGAAUGCAUUCUACAUUUAUCUCUCUUAGUUCUCGCUAAGGAUGGUUUUUUUUCUAAUCCCAUCCAUUUGCCUACAAAUUUCACUAUGUCAUAAUUUUAAAAGCUGAAUAAUACUCAUUUGAGUAAAUGUAUCACUUUUUUUUUACCCAUUCCUUUGUUGAGGGACAUCAAGGUUGUUUCCCAUUUCUGGCUAUUGUGAAUAAAACAGCAAUGAACACAGUUUUGAUCAAGUGUCCUUGUGGUAAGAUAAAACCUCUAAUGGGUAUAUGUCCAAGGGUGGUAUAGCUGGAUCUUGAAGUAAAUUAAUUCCCAACUUUCUGAGGAACUUUCACAUGCGAUAUUGAUUUCCAUAGUGACUAUACAAGUUUGCACUCCCACCAGCAAUGAAGGAAUGUGGCCCUUUUUCUACAUCCUCACUAGAAUGAGCUGUCACUUGUACUAUUGAUCUUAGUCAUUCUGACAGACGUAAGAUGAAAUCUCAAAGUAGUUGAGACUUGUGUUUCCCUUAUGACUAAGCUACACAUUUUAAACUUUUCUUUAAGUGUUUCUCAGCCAUCUGAGCUUCUGCUAUUGAGAAUUCUCUGUCAAGAUCUGUACCCCGUUUUAAAUUGGGUUAUUUGUGGGGGUUUGUUUUUGUUUUGUUUUAAAUGUAAUUUCUUACAUUCUUUACACAUUCUUGAUAUUAGUGUUCUAUCAGACGUGGAGUACUAAUUUUUUUUCAUAUUCUGUAAACUUCUGCUUUGUCCAAAUGAUGGUGAUCUUUGUCUUACACAAACUUUUCAGUUUCAUGAAUACCAUUUUUUUUAUCUUAGCGCCCACACUAUCAGUGUUAUGAUUAGGAAGUCUUCUUAUGUGUCAAUGAGUUCAAGGCUGCUCCAUGUUUUUUCUUCUAUCGGGUUCAGUGUCUCUGGUUUUAUGUUAAGGACAAGUUUUCUGCAGAGUGGUAAUUUUGGAUCUAUUUCACUUCUUCUAUAUGUUCACAAGCAUUUUGAUCACUACCAUUUGUUGAAGGAGCUGUCUUUAGUUCAGUGUGUAUUUAUGACUUCUUUAGCAAAACUAGGUGUCCAUAGAGGUGUGGAUUUAUCUGAGUUUUCAAUUCUAUUGAUCAGUGUUUCUAUUUUUAAACCAUGUAAUUUUAAUUCCUGCAGUUUUGUGUUAUAACUUAGCAGGAAUGGUGGGACCUCCAGUGAUUCUUCUUUUGUUCAGGAUUAUUUUAGCUGUCCUUGGAUUUUUUUCUCAUUUGAAUUUAAGAAUUGUCCUUUCAAGGUCUGUAAGAAUUGUGUUGGAAUUUUGAUAGAGAUUGCAUUGAAUGUGUAGACUGCCUUUGUUAGAAUAGCCAGUUUAAGUUUUCCUGCCAAUUUAUGAGUGUGGGAGACCGUCUACCUUCUAAUAUCUUCUCCAAAUUCUUUGUUCAAAGACUUGAAUUUCUUGUCAUACAGGUCAUUGAGCUUGCUUCAUUUUGGUUCAAGUUAGACCAAAAUAUCUUAUAUUAUUUGUGGCUAUUAUGAAUAGUUUUAUUUCCCUGACUAUGGAAAGUUGGAAAAGAUCAUUGUGGAUUUUGAGGUGAUAAUGUCAGAAAGGAAAGGGAGACUGCAGAUGGUUUUCUGUUACAGAGCUCUCAUGUAGGGACUGGAUCUGGGGGUGGGGGAGGUGUGGGUCUUCAGCUCUUCAGCCUACUUGUUGACCUCUCUGGGGUGGCUCUUGAGUUAGCAGGGGUAUCUGCUAGAGUUGGGGACGAGAACAAAGCAAUAUGUCAGGGGAGGGAAAGAGGUUAGAAGGGGAAGGUCUGUGAUCCACAGAAGACAGGAGCAUGAGGGCAGAGAAAGCUAGCACAGAUCUUCUGCUGCAGAGCUGUAAAUAGGAUGCUGGAGGAUUAGAUCUGAGGGAACAGAGAGAGAGAAGACAGGCUGUGGAGGCAGUCUUCUUAGACUCUAGUGAGUAUGGGCUAUGGCUUAGUAGGGAUUAUCUUAUCUGCUGGAGGCUGGGUCAGAGCAAUGAGUAGGGAUGGAAGGGAGGGUCAAAUGGAGAAGAUCCAUUGAGUCCAUAGAAGAUGAAAGUGUGGGGACAGGGAAGACUGUAAGUCUUCUCGUGCAGAGCUGGGGAUGAGAAUGUGGGACUGGAUUUGGAGGAGAAAGUAAUGAAGGUCUUUGGUGGACCUAUCUGUUUUCCUGGACCUUCUCAGCUGGUGUUUUUUCCAUGAAUGUCUACUGAUGUUGGGGGUUCACGUGAGUUGUGAGAUGGAAGGUUGGAGAACAAGAUCUCUGAGUUUAGUUGGAAACUGCAUUAAAGAGGAAAGGGAGAGCACAGUAGGUUUUCUGCUACAGAGCUGGGGAUGACCUAGGAGGAUCGGAUGUGAUGGCGAUAGGAGAGCUAAAGAACUCGUGAAAAUGCCUUGAGGAUUUUAAACAUUAGCCUUAUUUGAGCAUUUCAACAAGCAAAACGGUUUUGCCGGUGUUGAAAUAUGCCAUGGCUACUGAUACAAGCAGUGUUUAUAGGCGUCACAAGAGAAAGGUUUGUUUUGUAUUUCCCUGGGAGGAAUUUUUCCACUCUGCUCUUGAGGUAUCUGGAAGUUCAUUCCUAGCCAAAAACAUCCAUCUCAAUUAUUUGAAUUGGCUCCCUGCAGAUAGUCCUUAAUAUUGAAUAUCAUUCACUUACGAAAUACUUGCCACAGACAUCUGCCAGUGCUCAACCUGGCAGCAAAGCUGUGUGAAGACCAGUUCAAGUUGUCUCCAGACAUUCAGAAAGGUUGUACUUAUCCAGGCCUCACAGCCAACUGACAUGUCACUGGGAAAUCAGAUCAGCUGUUACAUUAAGCAGGAAUAUUAAAGGACCAUGUUCACCAGGUUUUUCUUUCAAUUACUCAUUAAGUUCUAUGAUUUAUUGGUCCUCCAUUUCUUAUGGUGAUGUUGUUGAUCCCUGAUGCUAUUCUUUGUGCAAACACAAAAUAACAAGGAAGUUCUUAGGACUCUUGGGAUCUACCACUUUUACAUAGUAGCAGGAUCAUUGAAGGUGGUUAUAUUUUUAAGUUAUGAAAGAAGGCUCUCUGAGUUGAAUUCUGUGUAUGAAUGGAUAAACAUUAGUAUUGAGGUCACCCAUGCAAGAUAUGUGAAGCCUCUACCUGAUAGGUCUGUGUAUGAGUGAGUCCCUCUGAUCUGGAUGGGAGUGCUGGUUUCUACUAACUGAGCCAUUUCUCAAAACUGAGUCUGUGCCGUAUCUCUUCAUAAUUGGCACCUUUUGACUCUCAGCUUUUACCCAGUACUCUAAUGAAGAACUACUUGAACUACUUGAACUACUCAGAAAGAGCAAUGGUUUUCCACUGUGUCUCAUCCUACUAUGUAACAGAGCUGAUAGUUCCUAUGGGACUACACUUGGGUCGCAUUUUAGGAAGCAUUAUUAAUGAGUAAUAAACCAGAAAUUGCUUUAUAUGGACUAGCUGAAUUACUAUUUCCUCAUCUGUGUACCAGAACCACACCCAUGUUUGUUGCGAUAAUACUUAUUUGUUUCCUUUUCUCCAUUUUAGAUAACAAAUAUUUAAAAUUUGUUUUGUGUGACAAUAGGUUUUAUCAUGACAUUUUUAUACAUGUGUGUAGGACUUUGCUCCCAUUCACACUCCUUCCCCCAUACCUGCCUUUGUUGCUCUUUGCAGAUAAAGUUGGGUUUGAAGGACAGGUCUCAUUAUGAAUGAAGCCCAUUAUGAUAUCAAAUCUGUGAACCUCUCAGUACUAGGAUUAUGUGUUUGAGGUAAUUAUUUUAAACCACAUGUCACCCAAGACUAUCUGUGAACAAUCAUGAUUGUAAAGCUAUUUAUUUCAUAGUCUUCUAAAUACAUGCUUAUUUUACAAAUUUAAGCAAGAUAUCUCAUAUUUACUUCUGUAUGACCAGCAUCUGAAAUAAAAUCAUUCAUCUGGAUAACACUGAAUAAAUACCUAACAAACAUUGUAUAAUAUGAAAGUCAAUUUUCUAUUGCUGGCUGAUGGCUUGGUUUCAAAAGAAUUACUCAGAAUUUAGUUGUAUGCAUUUAAAACUAUGUUUAUAAUGAUACAGACGAGGUCACAGCAAUAAAAUAUGAUCUCAGGAACCAAGAGCUAGAGUUUUAGUUUGCUAAAUUUUUGCCUUUCAAGUUCUUUGAAUAUAACUAAACAUUCACGGGUCUCAGUGAUUGGUUAAGUGUCUGCAAGAUUCAGUCUAAUCCUAAGAAGCUAAGCUAUGAAGUAACUUCUUUGUCUUUUGGGUAACAAAAUAAUGUUUAUUGUUCAGAAAGGUUUUGGAAUGAAAUAAAGUUUCCAAUUUUCCUUUAACUUCUCAUAUACACUCUAGCCCUAGAUAAUUGGUGCCAACACAGAGUCAUAUAGUAUGAAUACAUUCUAGCAUUCUAUAGCCCAAUAGGGUGGCCAAAGGAUACAGUAAUUUAUACUUUAAAAGAACUAGAAGAGUUCAAGACAAAGAAAUGACCAAUGUUUAACGGCACUAUAAAAUAUUUGAUGAAAAUAUAUGAAUAUUCAUAAUUCCACAAUUGACUUUUGGCAUGUAUAUGUGGAUCUUGGAGAAAUUCUUCUACAGGAUUAAUUCUCUGAUGUACUGUAAGCAGACUUUUGUUGAUCCAGAAAUAUGUAAAGUGGAUGAUGUAUGUCUAAGCCAAUCAGCUGACUUGUAUAUUCACAACAACACAUGCAAUCCAGGGAGAUGCCAUGGACGGGAAAGAUGAAGGAGGAGAGGGUUAAAUUUUAAAAAGAUGAAUGGAACAUGGAAAUAAUGAAGAACUAUCUGUAAAAUCUAAGUCUUAUAUAGGAAGGCAAAUAUACACACUGAUGCCCAUGUGUUGGAAGCCAGAGCUGAUCUCUUACAGGCACAGAGGGGAAGAGUAGUCACAAAAAGCUAAGGAGAGCAAGGAGCAAAGAUUGGAGGAGACAGAAUAAGUAGCACCAACAUAUAAUCUCAUGGAAUGAAUAUAUUCUAGUAUUCACAGCAUAGCACAUGGCCAAAGUAUGCAGUUGUUUUUUUAAAUGAACUAGAAAAGAGGAGUUUGAUGGUUUUCAAGCCAAAGAAAUGAUAAAUGUUUUCGAUAGAAAUGAUAAUUACACUAAUUUGAUCAUCUUAUAUUGUAUACAUGUAUUUGGUUUACAUGUAUACACACACACACACACACACACACACGCAUGCACGCACGCAUGCACACAUAUGGAGACAGAUGAAGCCUGAGUGUGCUAGCUUUCUUCUGUAAUCUUAGCACUUUGGAAGUUGAGGCAGGAAAAUUGUGAGUUUCAGGUCAAUCUUGAGCUACAUAGCAAACACUGUCUCAAAACAUAAUUGAACAAUAUAAAUCUUCUAUUUUACAACACACAAGGAAGUUGUACAUGCAUAUGAAAAUGUGCUCUACCAGACUCUCAAGCAUAUUUUUAAAGUAUUCUAUUCAAGGCAGAAUGAUAUGAAUCCAGUUGGAGACACCCAAAGGAACACAAUAUUUGUAUAGAUAUAAGUGUAUCUGUCUACACCCACAUGAAAGUUUAGUUUAUGUUAAAUAAAGCUAUAUAAAUCAGCAGAAAAAAAAGACUUACUGUUGAAUACAUGUUUUGAAAAUUGAUUAUAAGCAUAUGAUAAAGUGAAAUUCUGAUUUUAUUCACUACCCACAGCAAUUUCUAGAUAUAUAGGCAAUCAAACUUGUCUUCACAAUUUUAAGAAAACACAGGCAAGUUCAUAUAUCAUCAGGAGAAAAAAAGAUUUAGUUUCUAAGAGAGGACAAAAUAUCAAGGCAAAAAAAAAUUGCUAAAUUUGACCAUGUGAAGUGGAACUAUUUACUUUAACCUGAAACCAGUAAGAUGAAACACAAAAUCCCGGCUAACUGAAUAUAGUCAGUGUGUUUAAACUCACAGCUAUUAUUACACACUUAUAUACAUACAUAAUACCUAAAUAUGUAAACAUAAACAGAUAUAAACAGAAAAUAUUAUAGAAGCUUGUUUGCCAAUGCUAAGAAGUAUCUAAAGUGAAUUUACUGUAACUAUUAAUCAGAGAAAUGAAAAACAGAAUAAUGUGAUUCCAUGAGAUACCCACUAUGCAGGUGGGAAUUAUGAUUAUGAAGUCUGUACGAUUAGAAACCUGUAACACAACCAGAAUGAACUACAUGAAGCCAGUUAGAAGGGGUUAGAGUUACGAUAUAUCAAAAUGAAUAAAUAUCAGGCAUUUGUUGUUGGGAAAUGUCAGAGAAUUAUGUAAAAUGUAUUUAUAGUUUGCAUUGUACUUGAAAAGUUUCAAAAGAGUAUAUGGCUGUACUUUAUACUAUGAACCUGUGAAUUAAAAAUAAUGAAACCAUAAAAAGAUAAAAACAGGAAAAUGCCUCAUUUUUGGUUUGGGUAAGAAAUUUAGAAAUGGAUUCUGGGAUAUACAAGAUUCUUUAGGUUUAUAAUCAUUUAUUUAUAUAAAUAUUCAUAACUGAAUGCAGAACGUUAUUAGUAUUUAGCAAAAAUAGUAAAUUUUCUCUGUCUUUAGCCACUGUAGUUCUCUUUGACGUUAAACACAGUUAACAGUUGGCUGGCAGGAUGGUUCAGGUAGGAAAGGUGAUAAUCUCUGGAGCCCACUUUGUGGAAAGAGACGACUGACUCCCAGAAGUAGUCCCCCAACUUCUACAUCAGGCCGUGUCAGUGCAUGCUCACACUCAAACCUUAAACGUAAAAAUAAAAAAGAAUUCACCAUCCAAAUGGUGAAUUUUCUUAAGAGAAAAGCUUAUUGUGUUUCUUUCAGAUAUUAAUGUAGCAUGGAUGUUUUAAAAUAUAUUUGUAUUUCUAAAUAUAUUCAUAUAAAUAUAUAAAUACAGGCAUUGCAGAUAAUAUUAAACUGAGAGAUGUCAUAGCUAUAUUCAUUUGUGAGAAUAUACCUCACAUAUAGAAUGACAUUCUAACUUAAGGCAUAAUAUAUAAAUUAAUUUUCAUUAAUUGAGUCAUAUUCAAAUCAUUUCAUAUGAUUGAAAGACAUUUAUUGUAAACUUCAGUGACUUACUACAAGAGAUUCCUGAAACGAAAUAGCAAGACUGUGCCAACAGAGAAGUUCUUUGAGUAGAAUAAAUCCUCAAAUAUUUUUUGAAGUUUUACUUUCAAUCCUUAGCUGCUAUGAAUCUCUUACGUUUUGCCUUCUGUGGUGCAGAGUAAGAAAAGGCACUUAAACUUUCCGAUUCUUUCCCACAUCCCUACAAAAUCCAUACCCUUACCACUGCCAUGGAACACUGCUCCGACCCAGGCAAGGUCUCUCACCCUUUAAUGUGAUUAUCCUAUUCUGAAAUAGGUCCUUGAGCCUGGACUUUCAAAGUUACACAGUUGAAUUUCUGCCUGAACACUUGUGCUCAUGACUGUUUGUGCUGACUGGUUUUUUUGUCAACUUGACCCAAGCUAGAGUCAUUCUGGAAGAUAGAAAAUACUCCCACCAGUUGACCUGUGGGAAAGCCUGUGGUUCAUUUUCCUGAUUGAUGAUUGAUAUAUGAAGCUGAAACAAUUGUGGGUAGUGCCCCCAUCGGCCUGGUGGUCCUGGGUGUUAUAAGAAACAAGCUAUGCAAAUCAUGGGGGACAAAUUAGUAAGUAGCAUGCCCCCGUGCUCUCUGCAACAGUUUCUGUCCCGAGUCCCUGCCCUGACUUCCCUGAAUGAUGAUGGACUAGGAGAUAGAAAAAUGAAGUAAACAUUUUCCUCCACAAGUUUCCUUUUGAGUAUGGUGUUUUAUAACAACAAUAGAAACCCUAGGAUGGCAGCCAAGAAAAUAGUUCUUAAAGUGAGGUUCCGUUAGUUGAUGUGUUUAAUUUCACCUUAUUGGACUUGUUCUAGGUGAGGCAACUUUCAGUUUUCCUAGUGCUUCACUUUUUACGGCAACGCGUUUCUUUAGAGAUUUAAUUUCUCAUGAUUAUCAGUGAGGGCUCACUCAGGGAACAGAAACAUUAGGAACGUGAUUGGCGGAAAGAAAUUAUUACUUGGGUAUAAACUUUUUAAUUAAGGAACUGAAAUCGCGAGAGAGGACUUACGAUCUUGAAAGUAACACUCAAGAAAACAGUUGCUGCCCCUGGCUAAUUAAAUAAGGAAAGGGUUAAUUUUGGUAAAGUCGAGACAUUUAGAAGAUGGCCAGACAUGGAGACAAAGCUUAGGCCCCAGAGGAGUGAGGGGUAAGGCUAGCAAUCUGGAGGAAUACCUGACAGAGCUAUUCUGAAGUUUAAAAAAAAAAAAAACUCAUAGGAAAACAAUUCUCAUAGGAAAAGAAAUAUUGAUGCUUCUGUAGUAAAAAGGCGUUCUUUUAGUGACGUUCCAGGAUCCCCAGGCGGGUGUGACUGAGCAAGUACCUUCCCCUUCCUCAAGGCUCCUGUCCUCUUUCCAUCUCCCUCCACCUGCAGCUCCUGAGAGGAACGAACCGGGCAAGGGGAGGUGAGUUUGGUGGAGGUCCCCUAACACCAAAGUAUAUAAGGGCAGAACUGGAGCUCUGAAUCCCAAAGGUUAGAAACUGUCAUGUUCACAUGUUAACAUACAACAGUAGGAGAAUCAUCCGUCAAUAAUCCUCAGGAAAAUUUCCAGCAUCUUAAUCUAUCAGCAUCAGGGACUUCCUCUGGGAGUCAAUACAUUGAUACUCAUUUCUUCGGCACUGUUAGAUAAAAUGUCUUCACUAAGCCACUUUAUAAGAUAUACUAUUUUCCCACACCCGCUUAUCCCGGCCCGCAGCAGCUCUCUGCUCCCAGACCCCGUGAGAGAGAGAAACCCAACCGCCUGGUCAGGUGGGCACUCCUGAGGCUGCAGAGCGGAAGAGACCACCAACACUGCUCACCCCUGCCCACAUCCCUGGCCCAAGAGGAAACUGUAUAAGGCCUCUGGGCUCCCGUGGGGGAGGGCCCAGGAGCGGCAGGACCCCUGCCUGAGACACCGCCGGAACCUGAAGGAAACAGACCAGAUAAACAGUUCUCUGCACCCAAAUCCCGUGGGAGGGAGAGCUAAACCUUCAGAGAGGCAGACAAGCCUGGGAAACCAGAAGAGACUGCUCUCUGCACACACAUCUCGGACGCCAGAGGAAAAAGCCAAAGACCAUCUGGAACCCUGGUGCACUGAAGCUCCCGGAAGGGGCGGCACAGGUCUUCCUGGUUGCUGCCGCUGCAGAGAGCCCGUGGGCAGCACCCCACGAGCGAACUUGAGCCUCGGGACCACAGGUAAGACCAAAUUUUCUGCUGCAAGAAAGCUGCCUGGUGAACUCAAGACACAGGCCCACAGGAAGAGCUGAAGACCUGUAGAGAGGAAAAACUACACGCCCAAAAGCAGAACACUCUGUCCCCAUAACUGACUGAAAGAGAGGAAAACAGGUCUACAGCACUCCUGACACACAGGCUUAUAGGACAGUCUAGCCACUGUCAGAAAUAGCAGAACAAAGUAACACUAGAGAUAAUCUGAUGGUGAGAGGCAAGCGCAGGAACCCAAGCAACAGAAACCAAGACUACAUGGCACCAUCGGAGCCCAAUUCUCCCUCCAAAACAAACAUGGAAUAUCCAAACACACCAGAAAAGCAAGAUCUAGUUUCAAAAUCAUUUUUGAUCAUGAUGCUGGAGGACUUCAAGAAAGACGUGAAGAACUCCCUUAGAGAACAAGUAGAAGCCUACAGAGAGGAAUCGCAAAAAUGCCUGAAAGAAUUCCAGGAAAACAUAAAUAAACAAGUAGAAGCCCAUAGAGAGGAGACACAAAAUUCCCUGAAAGAAUUCCAGGAAAACAUAAAUAAACAAGUAGAAGCCCAUAGAGAGGAGACACAAAAAUCCCUGAAAGAAUUCCAGGAAAACACAAUCAAACAGUUGAAGGAAUUAAAAAUGGAAAUAGAAGCAAUCAAGAAAGAACACAUGGAAACAACCGUGGAUAUAGAAAACCAAAAGAAGAGACAAGGAGCUGUAGAUACAAGCUUCACCAACAGAAUACAAGAGAUGGAAGAGAGAAUCUCAGGAGAAGAUUCCAUAGAAAUCAUUGACUCAACUGUCAAAGAUAAUGUAAAGCGGAAAAAGCUACUGGUCCAAAACAUACAGGAAAUCCAGGACUCAAUGAGAAGAUCAAACCUAAGGAUAAUAGGUAUAGAAGAGAGUGAAGACUCCCAGCUCAAAGGACCAGUAAAUAUCUUCAACAAAAUCAUAGAAGAAAACUUCCCUAACCUAAAAAAAGAGAUACCCAUAGACAUACAAGAAGCCUACAGAACUCCAAAUAGAUUGGACCAGAAAAGAAACACCUCCCGUCACAUAAUUGUCAAAACACCAAACGUACAAAAUAAAGAAAGAAUAUUAAAAACAGUAAGGGAAAAAGGUCAAAUAACAUAUAAAGGCAGACCUAUCAGAAUCACACCAGACUUCUCGCCAGAAACUAUGAAGGCCAGAAGAUCCUGGACUGAUGUCUUACAGACCCUAAGAGAACACAAAUGCCAGCCCAGGUUACUGUAUCCAGAAAAACUCUCAAUUAACAUUGAUGGAGAAACCAAGAUAUUCCAUGACAAAACGAAAUUUACACAAUAUCUUUCUACAAAUCCAGCACUACAAACGAUAAUAAAUGGUAAAGCCCAACAUAAGGAGGCAAGCUAUACCCUAAAAGAAGCAAGAAACGAAUCGUCUUGGCAACAAAACAAAGAGAAUGAAAGCACACAAACAUAACCUCACUUCCAAAUAUGAAUAUAACGGGAAGCAAUAAUCACUAUUCCUUAAUAUCUCUCAAUAUCAAUGGCCUCAACUCCCCAAUAAAAAGACAUAGAUUAACAAACUGGAUACGCAACGAGGACCCUGCUUUCUGCUGCCUACAGGAAACACACCUCAGAGACAAAGACAGACACUACCUCAGAGUGAAAGGCUGGAAAACAACUUUCCAAGCAAAUGGUCAGAAGAAGCAAGCUGGAGUAGCCAUUCUAAUAUCAAAUAAAAUCAAUUUCCAACUAAAAGUCAUCAAAAAAGAUAAGGAAGGACACUUCAUAUUCAUCAAAGGAAAAAUCCACCAAGAUGAACUCUCAAUCCUAAAUAUCUAUGCCCCAAAUACAAGGGCACCUACAUAUGUAAAAGAAACCUUACUAAAGCUCAAAACACACAUUGCACCUCACACAAUAAUAGUGGGAGAUUUCAACACCCCACUCUCAUCAAUGGACAGAUCAUGGAAACAGAAAUUAAACAGAGAUGUAGACAGACUAAGAGAAGUCAUGAGCCAAAUGGACUUAACGGAUAUUUAUAGAACAUUCUAUCCUAAAGCAAAAGGAUAUACCUUCUUCUCAGCUCCUCAUGGUACUUUCUCCAAAAUUGACCAUAUAAUUGGUCAAAAAACGGGCCUCAACAGGUACAGAAAGAUAGAAAUAAUCCCAUGCGUGCUAUCGGACCACCACGGCCUAAAACUGGUCUUCAAUAACAAUAAGGGAAGAAUGCCCACAUAUACGUGGAAAUUGAACAAUGCUCUACUCAAUGAUAACCUGGUCAAGGAAGAAAUAAAGAAAGAAAUUAAAGACUUUUUAGAAUUUAAUGAAAAUGAAGGUACAACAUACCCAAACUUAUGGGACACAAUGAAAGCUGUGCUAAGAGGAAAACUCAUAGCGCUGAGUGCCUGCAGAAAGAAACAGGAAAGAGCAUAUGUCAGCAGCUUGACAGCACACCUAAAAGCUCUAGAACAAAAAGAAGCAAAUACACCCAGGAGGAGUAGAAGGCAGGAAAUAAUCAAACUCAGAGCUGAAAUCAACCAAGUAGAAACAAAAAGGACCAUAGAAAGAAUCAACAGAACCAAAAGUUGGUUCUUUGAGAAAAUCAACAAGAUAGAUAAACCCUUAGCCAGACUAACGAGAGGACACAGAGAGUGCGUCCAAAUUAACAAAAUCAGAAAUGAAAAGGGAGACAUAACUACAGAUUCAGAGGAAAUUCAAAAAAUCAUCAGAUCUUACUAUAAAAACCUAUAUUCAACAAAACUUGAAAAUCUUCAGGAAAUGGACAAUUUCCUAGACAGAUACCAGGUAUCGAGGUUUAAUCAGGAACAGAUAAACCAGUUAAACAACCCCAUAACUCCUAAGGAAAUAGAAGCAGUCAUUAAAGUUCUCCCAACCAAAAAGAGCCCAGGUCCAGACGGGUUUAGUGCAGAAUUCUAUCAAACCUUCAUAGAAGACCUCAUACCAAUAUUAUCCAAACUAUUCCACAAAAUUGAAACAGAUGGAGCCCUACCGAAUUCCUUCUACGAAGCCACAAUUACUCUUAUACCUAAACCACACAAAGACCCAACAAAGAAAGAGAACUUCAGACCAAUUUCCCUUAUGAAUAUCGACGCAAAAAUACUCAAUAAAAUUCUGGCAAACCGAAUUCAAGAGCACAUCAAAACAGUCAUCCACCAUGAUCAAGUAGGCUUCAUCCCAGGCAUGCAGGGAUGGUUUAAUAUACGGAAAACCAUCAACGUGAUCCAUCAUAUAAACAAACUGAAAGAACAGAACCACAUGAUCAUUUCAUUAGAUGCUGAGAAAGCAUUUGACAAAAUUCAACACCCCUUCAUGAUAAAAGUCCUGGAAAGAAUAGGAAUUCAAGGCCCAUACCUAAACAUAGUAAAAGCCAUAUACAGCAAACCAGUUGCUAACAUUAAACUAAAUGGAGAGAAACUUGAAGCAGUCCCACUAAAAUCAGGGACUAGACAAGGCUGCCCACUCUCUCCCUACUUAUUCAAUAUAGUUCUUGAAGUUCUAGCCAGAGCAAUCAGACAACAAAAGGAGAUCAAGGGGAUACAGAUCGGAAAAGAAGAGGUCAAAAUAUCACUAUUUGCAGACGACAUGAUAGUAUAUUUAAGUGAUCCCAAAAGUUCCACCAGAGAACUACUAAAGCUGAUAAACAACUUCAGCAAAGUGGCUGGGUAUAAAAUUAACUCAAAUAAAUCAGUAGCCUUCCUCUACACAAAAGAGAAACAAGCCGAGAAAGAAAUUAGGGAAACGACACCCUUCAUAAUAGACCCAAAUAAUAUAAAGUAGCUCGGUGUGACUUUAACGAAGCAAGUAAAAGAUCUGUACAGUAAGAACUUCAAGACACUGAGGAAAGAAAUUGAAGAAGACCUCAGAAGAUGGAAAGAUUUCCCAUGCUCAUGGAUUGGCAGGAUUAAUAUAGUAAAAAUGGCCAUUUUACCAAAAGCAAUCUACAGAUUCAAUGCAAUCCCCAUCAAAAUACCAAUCCAAUUCUUCAAAGAGUUAGACAGAACAAUUUGCAAAUUCAUCUGGAAUAACAAAAAACCCAGGAUAGCUAAAGCUAUCCUCAACAAUAAAAGGACUUCAGGGGGAAUCACUAUCCCUGAACUCAAGCAGUAUUACAGAGCAAUAGUGAUAAAAACUGCAUGGUAUUGGUACAGAGACAGACAGAUAGACCAAUGGAAUAGAAUUGAAGACCCAGAAAUGAACCCACACACCUAUGGUCACUUGAUUUUUGACAAAGGAGCCAAAACCAUCCAAUGGAAAAAAGAUAGCAUUUUCAGCAAAUGGUGCUGGUUCAACUGGAGGGCAACAUGUAGAAGAAUGCAGAUCGAUCCAUGCUUAUCACCCUGUACAAAGCUUAAGUCCAAGUGGAUCAAGGACCUCCACAUCAAACCAGACACACUCAAACUAAUAGCAGAAAAACUAGGGAAGCAUCUGGAACACAUGGGCACUGGAAAAAAUUUCCUGAACAAAACAUCAAUGGCUUAUGCUCUAAGAUCAAGAAUCAACAAAUGGGAUCUCAUAAAACUGUAAAGCUUCUGUAAGGCAAAGGACACUGUGGUUAGGACAAAACGGCAACCAACAGAUUGGGAAAAGAUCUUUACCAAUCCUACAACAGAUAGAGGCCUUAUAUCCAAAAUAUACAAA
Messenger RNA from Rattus norvegicus (Norway rat), 37678 nucleotides. Lineage: Eukaryota; Metazoa; Chordata; Mammalia; Rodentia; Muridae. The record is from RefSeq and is a predicted model, not a curated record.